Messenger RNA from Leptomonas pyrrhocoris, 1068 nucleotides. RefSeq lists its product as hypothetical. Gene Ontology annotation, biological process: dephosphorylation. The record is from RefSeq and is a predicted model, not a curated record. The transcript has a single exon. Gene Ontology annotation, molecular function: phosphoprotein phosphatase activity. Lineage: Eukaryota; Euglenozoa; Kinetoplastea; Trypanosomatida; Trypanosomatidae. The coding region runs from base 292 to 1068 and encodes 258 amino acids.
AGGAGAAACGCUGAAAGUGCGUUGAUGCAAGUGGCUUCUCAAAAGAAGGAAAAAAGCAAUAUCCAUAUCAGAUCCACAUCUCACAAUUUUUCUAUUUUCAUACAAAUCGUUUUUUUCCUCAGUUCCAUUCCUCAUUCGGGUUUUUAAACACCUCAUAACUAUUCUGCAUACGUACGUUCUCUACCGAAAUCGACACACGCGCGCUUUCCAAAAGAAGAAGAGCUCCUGCCGCGACUUUCGUAUCACCCCUCACACACACACACACACUCACACUCACACACAGCAGGCCUAAUGUUAUCGGACAUCCAGCGGCAACGUCACAUUGAGCUGGAGGGCACCACCAACUUCCGCAACCUCGGCGGCUACCGCACCAAGGACGGCACCAAGACCACCAAAUGGGGCGUCUUGUACCGCUGUGACCACCUCACCGACAUCUCGCCCGAGAACGCGCAGCACGUGCUGGUGGAUCAGCUGCACAUCCACGAGGCCUUCGACCUACGCGCACACAAGGAGGUCGUCGCGAAGAACUACAACUUCCACGACAUUACGCGCCACUGCGUCGGCAUCGAGCCUACCCGCAUCGCUGAGUUUGUGAAGCGUGGCGAGGACAUGUCGAACGGGAAGACGGUCUUCCGUGCGAUGAAGGCGGUGUAUCAGCAAAUGGUGACGGACUACGGGGCCAUCUUCGGCUCCAUCGUCAAGGGCAUCAUUAAGAGCAAGGUGUCGUCGGACAACGCCGCCGUGUUCCACUGCACCGCUGGCAAAGACCGAACUGGGUGGGCGGCGUACCUAAUUCUCACCCUGCUGGACGUGAGGGACGAGGACAAGCGUGCGGAUUAUUCGAUGAGCAACACCUGCUUCCGCCCACCAAAAGACGCACACGACAGCACCGGCGGUUUAGGCAUGGGCGAGGAGGUGAAAGGGGCGGUCGGAAGCGUUUGCGAUGAAUUCCUUGACGCGAGCAUCGAUGAGGUAAACAAGCUGGGCGGCACGAGGGCGUACGCGAAGUCACACAUGGGCCUCACGGACGAUGACAUCCAGCAGCUGCGCGAUCUGCUUCUGGAGUGA